GGCGGAGCGGGGCCAUGGCGGAGCCGGGCUGCGGGGCGCAGUUCCAGGCGGCCGUGCGCGUCAUCCAGGGGCUGCCCCGGAGCGGUUCGUACCGGCCUUCCUACGAGGAGAUGCUGCGCUUCUACAGCUACUACAAGCAGGCGACGGCGGGCCGCUGCCAGGAGCCCCGGCCCGGCUUCUGGGACCCCAUCGGCCGCUAUAAGUGGGACGCGUGGCACAGCCUGGGCAGGAUGAGCAAGGAGGAGGCCAUGGCCGCGUACGUGGCCGAGAUGAAGAAGGUGGCCCAGAAGAUCAUCGACACGGUGCGGCCGGACGAGACGACGCAGGAGAUGUUCCGCUACUUCGAGCCGCUCUACGAGGUGAUCCGCGACAUGCCGCGGCCCCCGGACGCUUUCUUCCGACGGGCGGGGGAUGAGCAGGAGCAGCCGGCCGAGCGCGGCCAGGAGGAGCGAGCGAGCGGCCCGGCCCUGGAGUGCCCGGAGGACGCGCUGCCCGGGGAGCAGCAGGACGGGCAGCAGGCGCCAGGAGCAGGGCUGGCUUCUGCUGCCGACACGCGCCAGGGCAGCCAGGGCACCAGCGACUCCGAGGGGGAGGUGUUCUGCGAUACCAUGGAGCAGAUGGAGCCUGAGCAGGCUGGGCAGCUGCUGGCUGAGCGGGGGCUGUUCCCAAAGAGCGCCCCGGCCGGGCGCGUGGCUGGGCGGGCAGAGCGGGGUGAAGGCAGAAGAUGGGAGGGGAGCGGCGGUGCCGACCUCGCAGCCCGGGGCUCUGACGGAGAUCCGCAGCUCGCCGGGGCAGAGGAGGAUGCGGGGAGCCCGGCUGAGCCCACCGCCGUGGAGCAGCAGCUGCCGCCGGAGCUGGACGCCCACGUGGCCGGCACCGUGCGGGCCCUGCAGGACGACAUGCAGCGCGUGCUGGAGCGGCUGAGCGAGCUGGAGCUGCUCACCUCCAGGCAGGACACAUCCGGGGCCGAUCCCGGAGAGCCGCUCGCUGCGCAGGCGGAGUCUCCGUGGCCGCUGCCCGCGUCCCCGCACCCGCUGCUGCUGUUCCUCGUGGCGUGGCCCUUCGUCACCCAGUGGCUGCUGCGGCGCUGGCGGGGCAGGAAGAGGUGACGCGUCCCCAUCGCGGCCUCCCCGCGCCCCGCGCAGCCGCCGCCGUUCCCGGUUCUGCUUCUCCCGCACCGCGAAGGCCGAACCGCCGUCAGCUCCGGGCGGCGCAGCCGCGGGGUCCCGGGGACCGCUCGGUGCCGUCGGGAGACCCGCGGGGGCACAGACGGCAGCGGGGUCGGGGCGCUGCCAGGCGGGGGCUCAGCCCGGCCCCCCUCCCCGGAUUAAAGUUGCCUUUUUAGCGCG
Messenger RNA from Gallus gallus (chicken), 1349 nucleotides. RefSeq names its product acyl-CoA binding domain containing 4 (gene ACBD4). Gene Ontology annotation, biological process: fatty acid metabolic process. Bases 15 to 1109 code for a protein of 364 amino acids. The transcript is spliced from 10 exons. Gene Ontology annotation, molecular function: fatty-acyl-CoA binding. Lineage: Eukaryota; Metazoa; Chordata; Aves; Galliformes; Phasianidae. The record is from RefSeq and is a predicted model, not a curated record.